Anopheles stephensi (Asian malaria mosquito) is the source of this 7874-nucleotide messenger RNA. Its product is annotated as paired box protein Pax-1-like. The transcript has 2 exons. Gene Ontology annotation, biological process: regulation of transcription by RNA polymerase II; anatomical structure development. Gene Ontology annotation, molecular function: DNA-binding transcription factor activity, RNA polymerase II-specific; RNA polymerase II cis-regulatory region sequence-specific DNA binding. NCBI's taxonomy places the organism in Eukaryota, Metazoa, Arthropoda, Insecta, Diptera, Culicidae. The record is from RefSeq and is a predicted model, not a curated record. Bases 1816 to 2853 code for a protein of 345 amino acids.
GCUAGUGAGUACACGGUUUUGUUGUGUACAGGAGUGAGUGUGUGCAAAAGAGCGUCGUCGUGGUCGUCGUCGUCGGUCGUAUGUAUCGGCCCCCGGGGAACAACAAUAAAAAAAACACACACACACCCGUACGCCAGUGCAUCGAAAGUUGUGUGAGGCACCACAACCGGAACUAAAAACAGCAAAACCGCGCGAAAAAGCGUACACAGCUAUACAGAGUAGUAGUGGCAGGCUCGCAAGUUGGCCGGGGUUUUGUUUAAGUUGCUUCAGUUUAUUGAAGAUUUUGCUGUAUCGUUGGUGAAGGUGGUGUGUAGUGAUAGGAGGCGACUCCUCUAUGUGAGUGCGUGAGGAAGACUGCCCCUGAGACAGGAAGGAUCAUCCACCAAACGUGUCUCCAUGAUGUUAUCAACUGCUUCCUAGUGGGAGUGGGUGUGUGGAGAUCAAUCAUCACUCAACAACUCUAUUUGGCUGAUCAUCAACCAUCAUCCACUUCAGUUCUGUGCGGGGACCUCUACGAAUAUCUCGCCCCCCACGGUAGAGUUCAUGUACCGUGUAAACAUGGUUGGCAUAGUGACUCCAUUUUAGUCUAACUAGAAGUGAUCAGAAGUUGUGGUAAAGGGUUACUGAGGGACCUGUCACUUUUCCCUGUACAAAGAGGUGUUCUGUAGUUGGUGGAGCUGUAGUUUAAACGAAGAAAAUAAUCCACAGGAAAAGAACACCUUAAACAGUGCUACUAAACUUCAGGUAGUUGAGGCAAACGCCUAAUUCGAUCAUGUGUCGGAAGCUUGGCUGUAGUCAGUGAGUCGGGCGAACCGAAAAAGGACCAUCUUUGAACGACAUCGGGCUGUCGAAAACCGUGCCUUAACCGUGGUACACAACUCAGGGAAUACAGCUACAAAAUUGAACGAGCGGAGUGCCCCAAAGUCAUCCUCAACCGACCGCCGGGUGGUACAUGCGAAGGUAGACACUCACACGCGUCUUAUCACCUCUAUCCGUAAACGCCUUCAAAACGCAAAACACCUGAUAGCAAGAGUACAAAAAUCUAGAAUUGCCAGAAUACAGGAAACGUUCCCCUCCCCACGAGAACUAAUGCAACGGAAGCCAAGCAAACCUCCGGGAUAGCAAUCCCGACCAUCCAGUACCUCCGCUGUUUUAUGCGCUCAACAAUUUGCAAUCAAUCAGACUUUUCAUCAACGAUCUGGAGGCAUUUCUGAAGGAGAGUCGUUGGUGUUUAUAUCACAUCCACAGCGGACGCAUACGAUCGUCAGCAAUGGUGUGUCGGGUUUUGUGAGUCGGGUUCCAUUUUUUUGAAAGGUGUUUAUAAUUUUCGAGUAUCGUGAAGUGCUCCGUUCCGGUGACGAGAUAUCCAGAAACGAUUCGCUGUCACACGAGAAAAGCGGCCCAGUGCUAUAGACGCAGUAGGAUUCGGUGUAGUUCUUGUGUGCGGUUUGUGAAAGUUUUGACCCCCCCCCCCUCCAUACGUGAGCCUCCUUGGUUGUGCAGUGUUGUAUGUGUGGUCGGAUAGAGAUCCUCGGGGAGAGCGUCGUCGUCGCGAGUGUCCUCGGUGGGUGCCUCCGAAAGGCAACACCUCUUCAAUCAAGGUGUGUUCACAAGCGAACCCGUGUCAUCAGCGUUUUACCGACGACCGCACCACGGACGGAGGAGAGCGUAACGCCUUCCUCUUGUCAGCAUCUCGGGACUGUGUCCGGUUGGAGUGUUUAGUGUACCGCAAUAAGCAACCAUCAACUAUCAACGCUUGACUCUGCUAUCAAAAGAGCAAAGGAGAACCUGCAUCUAUAGAACCGCCGCGCUAAGAUGGAACCAGAGAACCAGGCACAGCAGUACGGCGAGGUGAACCAGCUCGGCGGUGUGUUUGUGAACGGCCGGCCACUACCGAACAGUACGCGGAUGCGAAUCGUGGAACUGGCCCGGCUCGGUAUCCGACCGUGUGACAUCUCCCGCCAGCUGCGGGUCAGCCAUGGUUGCGUGUCGAAGAUACUAGCACGCUACCACGAAACCGGCUCGAUACUGCCGGGCGCGAUCGGGGGCUCGAAACCGCGCGUCACCACACCGAAGGUCGUCACGUACAUCCGGGAGCUGAAGCAGAAGGAUCCGGGCAUAUUCGCUUGGGAGAUACGGGACCGUCUGCUGUCGGAUGGGGUGUGCGAUAAGAACAACGUACCGAGCGUUAGCUCCAUCUCGCGUAUCCUGCGCAACAAGCUGGGCAAUCUGGCCCACCACCAUCACCAUCACCCGCACCAUCCGCACGCAGGUUCGGGUGGGGGCGGUGCCCAUACGCCUCACGCACCCGCCCACCUGUACAAUUCGAUCUAUCCCUCCUACCCGUACACGGCCGGUUCGCUCAAGUCGGAAAUGUCGUGCGGGGGCAGCCCAUCACCACCGACCGGUGCGACGCCUAUCCGUAGCCCGCACGCCCACUGUCCCUGGCCCUCGUCCCACUCCGUCACCGAUAUACUGGCGAACGUGCACCAUCAGGCGACGGUCGCGGCCCUGCGCAACGGUGGCACACCGACCUCCCAGUGUCACACGACCCCACCACCAACGUCCGUCGGUGGACAGCUGAUGGGGGGCGGCGGCGGAUCGAUGAACGGUACCACCACGUCCUCGCCGGCGUCCGCUUCGGCGGCGGCUGCUGCAGCGGCGGCCGCAGCAGCUGCUGCCGCUGCCGCCGGUAAUGCGGCGGUGGCGAUGCACCAGCACCACCAUCACCAUCACCACCAUCAGAUGCAGGAGUCCGUGUCGCCGCAGUCACCCAACUCGUACAACUACUACAUGUACCUGCAGAGUGGCGGCAUGCAUCACGGUGGGUUGGCCAGUGCAUCCGGCUUAUAGGUUCCUUUCUUGACCCGCGCGUCCGACGAGCGAUAGGUGAGGGCGCAGGUAUCUGCGGCAGUCCAACCACCGGCACCCGGCAGAAAUACCAACCUCGGCACAUGUCCUAGCAGCGACACUCCAUAUCCCGUGACACAUGUGUGUGGUCAAACACUGUGCUAAUGCGCUAACACUAGUUUGCUAAGUUUAUCGAUUAGAGAUACCAGAACCGCUUAAUUUAACACGCGCUAACUUACUCGUAAGGUUUUUCUUCUUUUUUUUUGUAUUUUCGUUAACACGUUCGAAGCAACUAUUCAAUAAUCCGCUACACGGCAAGACUAGAACUACGUUCUUGUAAGCUGUGAAUCCCCAUACACAACGCCUACACCACAGCAGGUUUUGUGAGGCACAGACUCUCCAGUUUUUGGAACGCUAUAUUUCGGCGCGCACUUGGUUUUGUUUUAAAACACCCCAGCUUUCGCAAUAUUGCCAAUACACCUUGGCCGACAGGAAUGGCCUCCGUAAAUCGGUGGCCCACGAACACGCGGAUCGAAACUCCCGACGGGGUGCAAAACUAGACCGGUGAACAUUAAACUAACAAAACAAUGGAAAACUAAAGUACAAAACGCAAUGUGGAACAAUUCACUCGACAGGGAGAGCGAGCUUCUGUGUGUGUGUGUUGGGGGGAGAAUGAGAGUAGCAGAGAUAUAAAAGGCAUGAGCAUACAUAGCAAGGAUAUUUAAGAGGAGGUUCGUGUAUUAGGAGAAAAAUCAAUCAGUUAUCAAACAUUCAAUCAGAGAGCAAUCUUAUGAAUUUCGCGAAACAAAAGUUCUUGUAUAUAGGUGAGCUUUUUUUUAAUUCUAUCCUUCUGCCCUGAGCACGUGGUGCACUAAGGCCACGGGAAGAAACAUUUUUAGACUCACCAGUGGUCCAACUCGUGUCCUCCCGGUGUGCGAGACAUGCUCUGUAACUCAAAUGGUUGUUUGCAAUGUUUCGUUUCUUGGUUGUACGCUAACAUUGGCCGCCGUUUGUAACCCAGUUUCCAUCCAUUUUUUUUUAUUCCCUUUUUUUUGGUUGCUUUUCCCCUUGUAGCGGUAGCUGGAGCCGAUACCUUCCGUGCGUUCGUUGAGUAGGGUUUAAGAUUUCCCGCCAGAUGAUGCGCGCUACGAUGCUGGCGAACACGAAACAAUAUUUACUAACAACACACACCAGUAGCAUUGCAAAGGCAGUCCGGCAGUCCAGCCAACAGUGUAAACAGCAACCAAACCGUGACCUCAAAAUAUGUAACCGGUAAACCUUAUGAAGCGAAACGCAACUACAGUGCAAAAACAUAUAAAACUUUAAACCUGAAACUUCCACCCGGCAAACAUCCGCCAACGAGCAAUACCGGGUCAGAGUUGAGGAAACCACAGAAACAGUUUCUCAGCAUGGAGGCGGAUGUUUGUUGGGCCGGGAGCUUCUGGGAGAAAUUACUAAAGUACAACAAAACCACAGAAUAUCAUUUAGCAAAGAAGAAAAAAAAACGUUUUAGCCGCGUAUUUUGCGUAACAUACAACCUGAAGAACAUUUAGAAGAGCGAAAAAACAAAAUGGAGGAUAAAGAGUUAGCAAUGGCGCAAUUGCACUAGCGUACUUAGUAGUAGUACCCGAAGGAUGUAAGGGUGAGAGAAGAAAGGAACGGAAGUAAACAAUAGAUUUUAGUAUUACGAGUACUAACCACACCACUAACACGACUACUACCACUACAGAAGAAACAAGCAACAACUCGCACCAACAACAGUCAACAAGUAAACUGUGACUACUACUACUACCAUUUUUUUAAACAUACAAGUGUCAUCAUAGCUACUGUCACUGCUAGUAGACAAAUUGCAGAAACGGGGAGGAAUGAGGGAUGAGAGAGAGAGAGAGAGAGAGAGAGCGAAAAGGAGGUAGAGAGCAAACAGGGACAGCAAGCCAGCUAUAUCCACUGAUGUCUGGCGUUGAUGGUGGACGAAAAUGUGAAGCAAUAACAACUCUACUACCUUAUAUCAGCAGCCUGUGUUAUGCCUGGGGAGGCUGGUGGCGGUUUUUGUUUUUUGGUCUUCUCUCUCAUCUCCAGUUGUACAGGAGUUUGACAGCUCGCUGAUGGUUGCACGGGAAUGGUGAAAGGACGCAGGAUAGGCUAGAAAGGAGCAGGUGUUAUAUGGUUGAGGUGACAGCAAAAAAAAAAAAGAAUGGAGAGAGUAGCGAGGAGGUACAAGGAUUUAUAUAAAUGCAUACGUAUAGAAAUAUAUAUACAUAGAUAUAUAUGAAUAGAUUUAUAUUUAUAUAUAUACAUUACAUAUAUAUAUUCAAACACAUAUUGAUAGUGGUGGGGCAAGCGCGAGAAGCAAGUGAAACUGACAGUUUACGAUCGUUUGAGGAACGAUAGUACACGAUAGAGUAGGUACGUUAGUAUGAAUGUGUGUGUGUUUGGCAUUCACAAAUGUCUCAAAUAGUGGGUGCGAGAGUAUGAGUGGCGGAGCCAGAAUUGAGAAAGCUUUGACUCUUGGAACUUUUUGGGGUUCCCCAUGUAAACAAGACUCCUUGUCGAUAAGGUGUCUAACAAAAUAAGUUCUCCAACUGCGAGAUAUGGAGAAUGGUAGAUCAGACCUCUCAAAGGAUGAGGUCUCUUGGUAGACUAGCAUACCUUUGAAUAUCGAGUCUUCGCCGAUCUUGAUCGAAAGAGUCUCUAAAACCUCUCGCAACGCAAGUCACCUCUGACGAUAUCUCUUCGUGAUUAGGUCACUUAGAUACUGAGGCCUCUGCAUAACGAAGGUCGCUUGUGCAACUAAAAUCAACCAAGGAACGCAGGUCGACUCCGACGAAAUCUCUUGGUAGUCUUAGUCGACCUUGAAUAUUGAGGCCUCGUCCAUUAUAAGGGCUCUUGAAGGACAAAGUCUCUUGAAUGACUAUAUCCCUUGGAAUGCAAGUCGUCUCUGACGAUAUCUCUUGGUAAAGUAGGUCCUCCUUGGAUAUUGAGUCCUUCAAUUUCAAUCUCUCUUCAGAUAGACGAAGUCUUUAUGAGCGACAAGAUCCUUCGGGAAUGAAGUCUUAGGACCCUUUGGACGUUAAGAGGAACCUUGGUAGAGGAUCGCUUUGCCGUCUAUCUCACUCUGCCGACUAUUUUGAUGUGUGAUGAACGGAUGUGUGAAUGGGUGUAUGGGCAAUGGAAGAAUACAAAAACGGAGGUUUUGAUAUGUUUUUGAUCAAUUAUCGAACUCACAACAGAAAAAUUGUGCGUGAUGUGUGUAAAAGAAAAAUGGAGCACUAGCAGUAGAAAGGCAAAACAGCAACAGUAAUAAAACAAUUCAAGUAAACGCGAGUAAGAGAGUAAAGGCGCUUGCGAGGUAGUAUUUAAACUAUAGAUAAAUAUUAACACUAAAGUAUAUGUAUAUUAUAGAACUAAUGAUGUAUCUCAAAACAAAACAAACAACAAAAAAAACAGAUGUGUGCCUUUUUCUACCGAAAUGAAAUGCAAACUGUGCUUUGCGUAAGCGCGAAUACUAAACAAAACUGAUCGAAACCAACAACACAACACCGCAGAAAACACUAACAAACAAACAUGGCGUACUGUAACAUGUAAACAAUAGUGGAGAGAACACCGUGGUACGAUUCGCAGUAGUUCAACGAGAAAGCUCUCCAAAACAACGGCAAGAUACAGUAAAUUAGGAGCACGAAGGAUGGUUGGCCGUGCGGGGUAGCUUGAACGGGCCUUAAUCUCACUCUCAUUGCUAGUCUGCUCGCAAAUGGGCAGAACCAUUAAACAGGGUUCGAGUGAACCUAUAGCCACAGCAGCACCUGCUGCAAAACACCAUCUGGAGCUGGAUGUUUGAUAUAAGUACGGUUUUGCCGAGAAUAGACCAGCGAGAGUGGGUGACUAGUGGCAAUGGCAAUAAUAGCGCAAUAUGACCCACUUCGCCCCUAUGCCCCUUUUUGGCGUCUGUUUAGACUGUAUUUAGACCGAGUGGAAAGGCGGGUGAUGUGGCAGCAACAAGCAGAAAACCGCAGAAAAACAUACGAUCAUCAAACACGUUUCGUUGCUGAUCAGGGCUGGACGCUUGGGCGUCGAGCGUCAAAGAUUUGUUACAAACGUUGCGGUAUUCCUCACACCCGGCUUUUUUUUUUACAUGGAAAAUGAGUAAGGUUAGGUACGUGCUCUUUUCACCGGCACUAUGGGUCCGUUCGGUGACUAGUGGUUCCCUUCAUCGUCUAGGACAGGCUCCAAUGCUUCCAGUGAGUUGGCGAUGGGAUUGACACCCAUCUGGCACAUACUCGCUCGAUCGUCACUUGACAAGCAAUAGUUAAAUGACGUUUAAUUGAUCACUUCAUGAGUCCAUUACUUUCACCACUCAGCCUACGCGUUACUAAUCAUCCUUUCGGUCUCCUGAGGCACGAUUCAAGCAAUCAAACUGAUGCAAAUCCAAAUCCAAAUCCAUAAACCACACGAAACACACGAGCUUGACGUUGACGGUGAAUGUCAACAGAGAGAGAGAGAGAGAGAGAGAGAGAGAGAGAGAGAGAUAGAGCGAUUGCAAGCAGCGAGAGUGCGAGUGAAUGAGUGAUUGCGUGUAUUUUUCGCGAGUGAGUGAGACAGUAGAGGGACAAGAUCGUAGCUGUAAUAGGGUUUGUGUUUUUUUGUUUGUUUUUGGAUAGUUAAAAAAGAAAGGCGUAAAUUACAUGGGGAACCUUAACCUCAAAUUGAAAGCAAUCUCCUAGCGGGUCAUGGUGAUGAUGAUCGGAUUUCUCAACUUCGGUUUUUCCUACCCACUUGUGCGCUCCCAUUUUGCACAAAAAUUUGCAACCAGGGGAGGGGGGGGGGGGGAAUCAAUAUCAGAAAAGGGAAUAAACCUGUAUGUAAAAAGAAAUGAAAAAGAAGAUUUAAGAAUGUGAAGAAAAAAAACAAGAGAUGAAAAUAGUGAAUUGUGUAUCUAAAAACAAUUUUAUUACUAGCAGCGUAGGUAAGACCAGAGCGAAUAUCAUUGUGUGGAAAUUAAAAAAAAAAAAACAACCAAGCGAGAGAGA